Messenger RNA from Micromonas commoda, 786 nucleotides. It is a transcript of the gene TIC55-2, whose product is annotated as chloroplast envelope protein translocase family. The record is from RefSeq and is a predicted model, not a curated record. The coding region runs from base 1 to 786 and encodes 261 amino acids. Gene Ontology annotation, molecular function: 2 iron, 2 sulfur cluster binding. NCBI's taxonomy places the organism in Eukaryota, Viridiplantae, Chlorophyta, Mamiellophyceae, Mamiellales, Mamiellaceae. The transcript has a single exon.
AUGGACUCUGACGCCGCCGUGGGACCCUCCAGGUCGGGUGAGUGGCAUGUCGUGGCGAAAAGCGACCAGCUGGCCCGGGAAAACGCGCGAGUGCAGGUCACCGCUGAUGGCCGAUACCUCGUCGUGGCUCGCUCGGGCGGCAGGCUCUACGCCUUCGAUGCGACGUGCUACCACAUGGGAGCGCCCUUACUGCACGGCGACAUAGAGGAUGUGGAUGGACACGGCGCGUGCAUCACUUGCCCGUGGCACCACUACCAGAUAUCCAUGUCCACCGGCGAGCGACUCUACCAGGACAUGUCGAGGAAGACGUGCACGCUUCCGAAAAAGCAGCGGGUGCACGAGGUGAUGGAGGCGGACGGCGAGGUGCGCGUGCGGCUGAGCGGGGGGGGUAAACCGCCGAGUCCGCCGCCCGACGUGAUCAGGCCCAAGCCGCACGAGGUCGACUACGAAUGGGAGAGCGAUAGGUACGCGUUCAAGCCGCCGCCCCCGUCGCAGGCUUCGCAGAAGGCGCCGAGGUCGGGCAAGGUGUUCAACCGCGGCGGCGGGAGGUUCCCCCCGGGCGCUUUCGGGCGGGGAUCCGCGGGUCUGCACCCGGGGCUCGUAGGCGCGGGCGUGGGGCGCGAAGUUGGGCGCAUGGUGGCUGACUCGAUGCGAGGCGGCGACGGAAAGGCGCCGUGGGCGAUGUCGCGCGGUUUCGCUCAACCGCCGCCAAAGGCAAAGCCCGCGCUCGCCGGCGAAGCACUCGCGGAGGGCGAGGAGCUCCCGGACGCCCCGGGCGACGGCUAA